Molecule: messenger RNA, 6165 nt
Organism: Tachysurus fulvidraco (yellow catfish)
Lineage: Eukaryota; Metazoa; Chordata; Actinopteri; Siluriformes; Bagridae
Gene: sv2a
Product: synaptic vesicle glycoprotein 2A
Exons: 13
Coding region: 358-2562 (734 amino acids)
Biological process (GO): transmembrane transport; chemical synaptic transmission
Cellular component (GO): membrane
Molecular function (GO): transmembrane transporter activity
Source: RefSeq, a predicted model, not a curated record
UCUGGGGACGCGGUGUGGUGAGAAAGGUGAGAGGAGAAAUCCCAGCAUGCUCAGCCAAGAUGAUAAGAUCUAUUUGUAAAGAGGAACACGGCAGAGAGACCAUCCCCUGUGACAUGAACGAAUGAGAGAACAGAAAGACAGACGGAGAUGUUCAAUGUACAGCCUGUGUUGUCUCCUGCUCUACACCUUCAUGUACUCGUCUGCCCCGCUGAUGCUGCGUAAUGAUCUACAUCACAACAAGAACAUGGUGACUGACGCCGACAAGGGUUUUAAACUCCAGAUACUUAUCUGCUACAUGCUAAGGGUCCUUCUGUGACCACCACAGCAAGCGUUCGCUCCAGCACAGAUCUCAUCAACAUGGACGAGGGCUACCGAGACCGAACGGCCUUCAUCAAGGGAGCCAAGGACAUCGCCAAGGAAGUGAAACGGCAGGCGGGGAAGAAAGUAGGCCGUCACGUGGACCGCGUUUCUGAUGAGUAUACCAAGCGAUCGUACGCGCGCUUCGAGGAGGACGAUGACGACGAUUACCCGGUGCAGGCGCAGGACGGGAGCUACUACCGCAGCAACAGCCGUGCCAACGAUGACGAUGAUGCCGCGCACAGUGACUCUACCGAGGGCCACGACGAGGACGACGAGAUCUACGAGGGCGAGUACCAGGGCAUCCCGCGACAAGACUCGUCAGCAGGCAAGGUGGACAGCCAUGCGGCCGGAGCAGCACGGGCGCAGCUCCGUGACUUGGCGCAGUUCGAGGGCGAGAGGCGCAAGGAUCAGGAGGAGCUGGCGCAGCAAUAUGAGACCAUCCUGCAGGAGUGCGGCCACGGACGUUUCCAGUGGACGCUGUACUUCGUGCUGGGGCUGGCGCUCAUGGCCGACGGCGUGGAGAUCUUUGUGGUUGGUUUCGUGUUGCCCAGUGCCGAGAAGGACAUGUGCCUGUCGGAGCCUAAUAAAGGCAUGCUGGGACUCAUUGUCUACCUGGGCAUGAUGGUGGGUGCUUUUGUGUGGGGAGGUCUUGCUGAUCGGAUUGGUCGUAGACAGACUCUGCUCAUCUGUCUCUCCAUCAACAGUGUCUUUGCUUUCUUUUCCUCUUUUGUCCAAGGAUACAGCUCCUUCCUGUUUUGCCGCCUGCUCUCUGGUGUUGGGAUUGGAGGGUCUAUUCCUAUAGUCUUCUCUUACUACUCAGAGUUUUUGGCUCAGGAGAAGCGUGGUGAACAUUUGAGCUGGCUUUGCAUGUUCUGGAUGAUUGGGGGAAUUUAUGCUUCAGCUAUGGCCUGGGCCAUCAUCCCCCACUAUGGCUGGAGCUUCCAGAUGGGCUCCGCCUAUCAGUUCCACAGCUGGAGGGUGUUUGUUCUGGUGUGCGCGUUCCCCGCGGUGGCUGCCAUCGCUGCCCUCAACACCAUGCCAGAGAGUCCACGCUUCUACCUGGAGAAUGGGAAACACGACGAAGCCUGGAUGAUCCUGAAACAGGUUCAUGACACCAACAUGCGGGCCAAGGGCUACCCAGAGAGGGUCUUCUCUGUGACCAAUAUUAAGACCGUGAAGCAGAUGGAUGAGUUGGUUGAUAUGGGAGAUGAUACCACAGCCUGGCACCAGCGCUGGAGGCUCAAGCUGAGUAGCCUGUUUCAUCAGGUUUGGAGCAACUUCUUGACUAUUUUCAAUCCAGAGUAUCGCCGUGUCACCUACAUGAUGAUGGCUGUCUGGUUCUCCAUGUCGUUCAGCUACUACGGCCUGACUGUGUGGUUCCCUGACAUGAUCAAAUACCUCCAAAAGCAGGAGUAUAACUCACGCACUAAGGUCUUCAUCAAGCAGAAAGUGGAACACAUGACCUUUAACUUCACCCUGGAGAACCAGAUCCAUCGUCAUGGAGAGUACUUCAACACCAAGUUUUUGAACCUUAAGAUGAAAUCCAUGGUAUUCGAAGACUCCCUGUUUGAAGAGUGUUACUUUGAGGACAUCACCUCCACCAACACCUUCUUCAGGAACUGCACCUUCAUCUCUACCCUCUUUUACAACACAGAUCUGUUCAAGUACAGGCUGAUCGACAGUCGCCUCAUCAACAGCACCUUCCUGCAUAACAAAGAGGGCUGCCUGCUGGACUUCAGUGAUGAGAACAACGCCUACAUGAUCUACUUUGUCAGUUUUCUGGGCACGCUAGCUGUCCUGCCUGGGAACAUCGUGUCUGCAUUGCUCAUGGACAAAAUUGGACGCCUGAGGAUGCUGGCGGGCUCCAGCGUGAUCUCCUGCGUCAGCUGUUUCUUCCUGUCUUUUGGGAACAGCGAGUCGGCCAUGAUCGCUCUACUCUGUCUGUUUGGGGGAAUCAGCAUUGCGUCGUGGAAUGCCCUGGAUGUUCUAACGGUAGAACUGUACCCAUCUGAUAAGAGAACUACGGCUUUCGGGUUUCUGAAUGCCCUGUGCAAGCUCGCUGCCGUGCUGGGGAUCAGCAUCUUCCAGUCCUUUGUGGGCAUCACCAAAGCCGUGCCCAUCCUGUUCGCCUCUGGGGCGCUGGCGGUCGGCAGCUUCUUGGCGCUGAAGCUUCCGGAGACGAGGGGGCAGGUGCUUCAAUAGUGCGGCCUCCACACCAGCAGGUGGAAGCACUGAGUUAGGAAGAAUCCACCUGCAGUGUGAUUCCAAUCCCUAAUCAAUCACAUUUUGUCAGAUUUGGAUUUAUAUAAAAUAUCCCCUUCACAUUGUUCGUUAUGUUGACGGUACUUAAUAAGAGGUUAAAUAGUGCCAGAAAACAUCUUAAUCCCGUCUCUCAUCCAGUCAUCAGAGCGAUUUGAUGUAAAUGUCUGAGAUUCACUAUUAAAAGUCCUGUUUAUUUGACAUAUCUGAACCUUCAGGUGUCAAAGUUCUGACCUCUAUAAUCAGCGUCCUUACAGAGAGAACAGAGGUCGUGUGUGUGUUUGUGUGUGUGUGUGUUUGUGUUGAACAACUGCCAUUUUAGACACAUUCCAGAUUGUUUUGUAGUUUGAGCGUGUUAACCCAACAGUGAUGAGUUUGCCUGUUAAUUUUCAUCCACGGCAUUACAGUGAUGUGAGAGCGUGUCGUCAGUCAGUCGGUAGAUCUUUUCUGCACGGACAGUGUUUGCUCUUAAUGUGGUUCUGGUGGUCGUUGUUGCUGGUUGUUGUUGUUUUCUUCCGCUCACGAUGUCCUAAGGGUUUUAUUUUUCGAGCGACUGUCGAAAUUGUAGAAAAAAUCCAUGUUAAGAAAAUACGAGAUCAUAGCAACCAAGUGGAAUCUUUUUAAAAAGAAAUAAUAUUUUGGAAAAUGUUGUGCACGAGGGCAUAAUGACGAGUGGAAGAAACAGUAUGGAAAAAAAUGCUCUUCAUCCACAUCUAAGUGAACUACCGUGUGUUCACAUCAUUUAUGUUGUCGAACAGAAGCGAUUCAGUAGUUAUGACCCAUCGUUCCUACCUUAUGUUUCUUAAACAUGCACAAGUUCUCGUCUGCCAACGACGAAAAGGUUUUAUUUUCAUUUAAAAAAGAAAUAGGAACAUUUGAAAGGUGAGGUGAAAAACCAUAUCAAGCACAAGAAGGUUUGAUGAGACGAUCCAAGAGUUAAAAUGUUAAGGUUUAUUUUGAAAACUGAUGUAAAUGCUGUACUGAAUAUAAAUAUACAGUUUAGUCUGUCUGUCCUGAACACACUAAUCACUCAUAUUCAAUAUAUAAAUAUAUAAAUAUAUAGCGGAAAAAUUUUCAGACGCUGAAAUGAAUUUUCAGUUUCCAGUGAAAUAGUACCAUAAUGUCUUAGAUAGGUUCUACUGGAUGUUUGUAUAUAUAUAUCAGUUUGCUAAGGUAAUAUUUUUAAACUAGACAAAUUCAGACAGAAGAAAUCAAUAGAAAUGCAAUCCGCGCAUCACGUGACGUCACGUGAGUGACGCAUCUGUCUUUUUCCUGUUCGAUGACGGUGAUGAUAACGGUGAUGCGGUACCCGUGUGUGUGUGCGUGUGUGCGUGUGUGCGUGUGUGUGUUUGAGAAAGUUCUUGCAUGUGAAACAUCGAGUGUUCCACAGAUUUGUAUUUAUUUAAUUAUUUAUUUAUACGAGAGUUUGAUUUUAUAGUAUUUUUUACUGUGGAUGUCUGUAGUCUCACACACAGGGUGAAGUUUUUAUUGUCGUUAAUUACGUCGUCACAAAGGAAGAGAAAAAACUAUUAGGUGCCGAGGCGACAUUUUAAUGAAAACACUGAACAUUCGAAUGACGUACAAGAAAAAAGAAAAGAAAAAAUGAGUAAAAGCGAAGAGCACACGAAUAACAAACACGUCAAAUUAACAAGCACGAGAAACAAACACUUUUAUCCCUUUUUCUUUCGAUUAUAAACCUGAAUGAGUUCCAUCUGAUAAGUUACCGGUAACGACUGUCUUUACGCAGAUCGUUUAGCAAAGAAAUCGAUAAAAAAAGAUGCUUCAGUUUGUAGGUGAUGCUCUUCUUUACUGCCAUUUUGUAGGAUAGCAGCCAUAUUCUAGAUGCACUCAGUAAAAACAACAGGUCUGGUGUAAGAGGUAUCACGCUCUUCUUCUUUCCUUUAUUUGGUCACGAACCUCACGGUAGCUUUCCGCUAUAAAUCUGGACGUCAUCGCAAACAAUCUGAAGCACGAUCUGACAUCUUCGUUCCGAUGCUCACGACCUUUUAUACAGUAAACACAGAUCUUUAUGUUUAAAACAUGGCACCAAAAUAUUAAAAAUAUAGUAAACUUUCUGGAAGAGGGAUCACUUCCUGUUUUAUAUCACAUGUUCAUCACUUUACAACAAGAACAAAUACCAGAUAUAAAAUGAUGCUUGAGGGACAAAUAUACUGCACAAACUCAGAACUCGAUCUCAGAACAAAAAGCCCUGAACUCUAAACUCUACCUUUCCUUGUUCUUUAGUUAAAAGUAAAGCUUUAGAGCGACACUGCGUGCAACUUUAAACAUAGGUACUUCAGGCUCCACUUGAAUGUUCAGGUCUUAUCUCUGAGACUACAGGAGCACAAUUGAAGCGUUCACGUCAUCGACUCACUCGUCUUCGGCACACGUUUUAUCCGGAUCGGGGUCAAUGAGGGUUAAACAACUCAUUAGGUUCUAUUUCAGGAACGCAAAGCAAUUCACUUCAUUAGAAGGUUUGUGGAUUAAUAACCUGAGCAGUGAAUAAAAGAAAAAAAAAGUUGCGUUUAAAUCUCUGACAAAACUUUAUUACUAUUGCAUCAGCUCCAGAUGUUUCCUGUGAUCUAGAAGCAGUGCUGAGAUACGACUCAUCUUACAGUCUUAUCAAUCAAAUCAUAAAAAAAACUCUUUAUGUGUUUAUGAAAUGUAAAAAGAAAAAAAGGUCAGGGAAUCGAAUUAAGAUGAUUUGAGCUCACGUAGGGGGAAAAAAAAUCACAUAACGUGUGAGGUUCUGAGCUGAAACUGUAUUUUACUGACGUAGACACACACGUGUGUGAGCUCACGUGAGAAAAAAACAAAACAAGGAAAACGUCUGAAAAAGCAAAACAAACAGGUGAAGCACGUUCACGACGUCUGCGUCAGCGAAAUAAACCUCCACCAACACACGGGAACGUGUACAACGUGUUUCUCUAAAGCGUCACGUCUUUACCGUGUCGUUCUCACACCACGUGGUGCGUGUCUCAGUGACGUCAUGUUCGAUUUGUAUGUUAAAAAAAAAAAAACAUCAGAAAAGUCCUGGAACUUGUAAAUUUCGCCCGUUCAGGUUGUUUCUUUUUAAAUGUUGUUUUGUUACAGGGUCUUUUUUUAUUUGUAUUUUUCCUAAAAAAAAAAAACAACGCUCACUUUAGUCGAUCGCGUGUGCAAAAAGAAAAUCAAAGCAAUAAGUGACUGACGUGUUUUUUCGGCUCCGCCCCCAACCACGCCCACCUCGUUGACUAUAAAUAAUAGCACACUGAAAAUGAAAAUACAGUGAAAUGACAUGUGUAGUGAUUAAAAUAGGAUGAAAAAGACGAUUGCUGUAUAAAUCUCGCCUGUACAAGGCCAGUGUCUCUCGUUCUACAGAUAUACCACAGGUCUCUUGAUGCUUUUGUCGACUCAAAUGUAUUGCCAUAAUUUAAAUGUGACGGAGUUGAUCACUUUAUCAUUGUACUGUGCUGUAGAGGUUGUAGUUGUUUGUAUGUAAAAGUAUAAAUAUGUGCAACAAUAAUAAAAAAAAUUGAAAAAAAGACCAAAAAAAGGUUUAACAUG